Cryptomeria japonica (Japanese cedar) is the source of this 436-nucleotide messenger RNA. Its product is annotated as 36.4 kDa proline-rich protein-like. The coding region runs from base 44 to 418 and encodes 124 amino acids. Lineage: Eukaryota; Viridiplantae; Streptophyta; Pinopsida; Cupressales; Cupressaceae. The transcript has a single exon. The record is from RefSeq and is a predicted model, not a curated record.
ACUAUAUAGCAUUUGUUUCAGAGAGUCUGCUUAGGGAAGCACAAUGAAGAAAGCUAUAGCAGUGGUACUUAUUGUUAUGAUUGAGGUGGCAACCAGCAUGCCAGUGUUAAUGGCAUGGAAUCCUGUUCCUCAACCUCCUCCAGCUCCAGCUCCAGCAAAAUGCCCACUUGAUGCUCUGAAGGUGGGGGCCUGUGUUGAAGUGCUUAGUGGCCUUCUGCACAUAGGCAUUGGAGACCCAAUUGUAAACCAGUGCUGCCCUGUGAUUGAAGGAGUUUUGGCAUUGGAGGCAGCGCUGUGUUUGUGUACAGCAAUCAGGGCUAAGCUUCUCAACCUCAAUAUACUUGUUCCACUAGCACUGCAGCUUAUUGCUUCUUGUGGAAUGACUCCUCCUCCGGGCUUCACAUGCCCUGCUUCUUAGUGUCUGAAGUAUUCAAUG